Molecule: messenger RNA, 786 nt
Organism: Ceutorhynchus assimilis (cabbage seed weevil)
Lineage: Eukaryota; Metazoa; Arthropoda; Insecta; Coleoptera; Curculionidae
Source: the annotation of a GenBank genome assembly
AUGAAUAGUUCUUCAUUACUAGCAGCAAUUUUUUUUGUUUGCUUCGCCCUAUCGCAAUGCCCAAGAAGUGCAAGUGGAAACGCAAACAGUCCAUCGUGGGUGCUUCAAAAAUUUUUCAAUCGGUGCUCGGAAAAAGACCAAGUGAUAAAAUGCCUUAAAAUUCAGGCCCUGAAAGUUGCAGAUCGUGCCCUACAGGUUCGAUCUUUCAACAUUCUGGAUGGACUUAAUAUUGUGAGCAACGAGAGACUAAAAAAAAGUGUCAAUGGUGAAGUGUUUUUGAACGAAACUAAAUUGGAGAAACUUUCUAAUGAUGAUUUGGAUAGUUUACUUGGAGAUAGAGCGUCAAGGUUUAUGGAUUCACAUAGAAUUGAGCUCAACAUCCCAACGAUAGUGAAAGAGGCUGGUAGAAGUUUUUCAGAAGAAGCCCGGAAAAAAAAGGGAGGCAAAGGGGGCGGAAAGGGAGGCUACGGUGCGUUGCUAGCUGCCUUGGCAAUAAAGGGAAGUUUUUUGGCUGUAGCCUAUAAAGGUAUCGCCAUUAUGUCCGGUACAGCUAUAUUAAUAGGAAAAAUGGCAUUGAUCCUAAGCGCGAUCCUUGGUUUAAAAAAAUUGGUAUCCCAAAAUCACGAAAAAACGACUUUUGAAAUUAUCAAAUCUCCGAAACACACCGAGGAACAUAUUCAUUCGUCCGCUCAUGAAGAUGACCAUUUUGACCACUACAGAAGAAACUAUUACGACACCAAUGAAGUCCAGAAGAGGAUUUAUAGAUUCCAGAUUCCCGAACAUUAA